AUGGACUCAAUGAUCUUGGUGAGAGUGCUGGCAGCAGCACACGUUGAGCCAGCAGCUGCACGAUGGCCUCCCCUGCUUCCACCAGCCAGGCUUUCCAUUAGGAUCAGGAGGGAGCCCAGGCACCUUGCACUCCCCAACAUGCCACUUGUGAAGUCUGUGAGUUUAACUCCCUGGCUGGUUGAGGACCGUUUUGAUACCACUGUCAAGAUGAGCACCUACCUUGUGGCCUUCAUUGUUUCGGAUUUUAAAUCCAUCAGCAAAACAACCCGUCAUGGAGUUAAGGUCUGUGUGUACACGGUGCCAGACAAGAUCAGCCAGGCUGACUGUGCCCUGGAUGCAGCAGUCAAGCUUCUGGACGUCUGUGAGGAUUACUUCAGCAUCCCAUAUCCUUUACCUAAACUAGAUUUAGCAGCUAUUCCUGAUUUUCAGUCUGGUGCUAUGGAGAACUGGGGACUGACCACAUGCCCAGAAUCAGCCUGGUUGUAUGACCCUGGGAAGUCCUCAGCAGCUUCCACACUGUGGAUCACGAGUGGAACAGCUCCUGAGCUGGCUCAUCAGUGGUUUGGCAACCUGGUUACCAUGGAGUGGUGGAAUGACCUCUGGCUGAAUGAAGGGUUUGCCAAGUUCAUGGAGUUCGUGUCAGUCAGUGUUACCCACCCAGAGCUGAGAGCUGAAGACUGUUUCCUGAGCAGAUGUUUUGAUGCCAUGGCUGUGGAUUCAUUGAAUUCAUCACAUCCUGUAUCUACCCCUGUGGAAGAUCCAGCUCAGAUUUUAGAAAUAUUUGACAGUAUUUCUUAUGAGAAGGGAUCUUGUAUAUUGAACAGGCUGAGGGGCUACCUGACUGCUGAUGAGUUCCAGGCUGGGCUUCUGCAGUCCCUGCAGAAAUACAACUGUCAGAACACCAGAAAUGAAGACCUGUGGAACAGCAAGACCAAAAUUUGCCCUACAGCAGGAACUGACAAAAGUGAGCUCCAAGGUGAUGGUUUUUGCAGAAGCAGCCAACAGUCCUCUUCAAAUGCACAUCACUGGACUAAAGGAGAGGCUCUGGAUGUGAGGGCAAUAUGGACACUGCAGACAGGUUUCCCCCUGGUGAUGGUCAUGGUAAGAGGGAAGAACAUCCACCUGCAGCAGGAGCGCUACGUGAGGGGAGAAGAUGCUCCUUCCUCUGCAGGGUCCUUGUGGCACAUUCCACUAACCUGCGUCACCAGUAAAUCUGACACUGUUCAGAGAUUUUUGAUGACAACCAAAGCAGCUGUGAUGAUCCUUCCAGAAGUGGUGGAUUGGAUCAAAUUCAGUGUGCACAUGAAUGGAUAUUACAUCAUGCACUGCGAAGACGGUGGAUGGAAUCGUCUCAUUAAGCUUUUGAGAAGGAACCACACCUUGAUUAGCAGCAAUGACAGAGCAAGUCUCAUUAACAACGUGUUCCAGCUGGUGAGAAUAAAGAAACUGUCAAUUUCCAAAGCUUUUGACUUGACUUUGUACCUGAAAGAUUCUGAAAGAGAAAUCAUGCCUGUGCUGCAGGGCCUGUGGGAGCUGAUCCCACUGCACAGGCUCGUGGAGAGGAGGGAGGACGUGGGUACCACAGGAAAAGAGCUGCAGGGGUAUCUGGUCAGCCUGUUCCAGGAGCUGACAGAGGAGCAGCCGUGGAACCAGGAGGGCUCAGUGUCACAGCGGCUGCUGCCACAGUCGCUGCUCUUUGCCUGCCUGCACGGGUGCCAGCCCUGCCUGGGCAGAGCCAGGGGGUAUUUCACAGCCUGGCAGGAGCCCCCUCCCGGAGGUGCCCUGGGGGCACAGACCCCUGAGGGCUGGGAUUUCCUGCUCAGCAAGUACCAGCUGCACUCCCUCAGUGCUGAGAGGCAGGACGUGGGGCUGGCCCUCAGCCUCAGCAGCAGGCAGGACCAGCUGCAGUGGUUAAUGGACCAAGGCCUGCGUGGUGACAUCAUAAAAACUGAGGAUCUUCCAUCUCCCAUCGCCCGUGUUGCCAACAACCCGGCUGGACACCGUCUGCCUCGGACACUCCGGAAAGAAAACUGGGAGAAACUUGUCGAGAAGGAAGGAGCACAGUUUGAGCUGGGCUCCAGUUCCAUCGCGAGCACCGUCACCGGCGUGAGGCAGGGAUGCUCCACCGGGGCACGGCUGAGCCCUCCUGGUGGCACAGAGUGCUCCCAGAAAUGGGAAUUUGGCUUAAACCUUAACACGCUGGAAGCUCGACCAGUUCUGAAGCAUCAGGGCAACAUCCUGCCUUUUCCUUGGAAAAGAUGGGUGCUGAGUUGGGUGAAAGAAUUCUUUGGUUCUCUGGAGGAGAAACGUGCACAACUCUGCUGUGCCCAGCCGGGCACUGAGGUCGUUGAACACCACGUGCAGGGGGUGGACAGGAACUGGGAGGGAAUCAGGACGUGGCUGCAGAAGAACCACCGGUUAAUUGAGGCUUCUUGCUUGUGUUUGUCAGAAACAACCGAAGAGCACUGA
Messenger RNA from Apus apus (common swift), 2469 nucleotides. It is a transcript of the gene ERAP1, whose product is annotated as endoplasmic reticulum aminopeptidase 1. NCBI's taxonomy places the organism in Eukaryota, Metazoa, Chordata, Aves, Apodiformes, Apodidae. Gene Ontology annotation, molecular function: peptide binding; zinc ion binding; metalloaminopeptidase activity. The record is from RefSeq and is a predicted model, not a curated record. Gene Ontology annotation, cellular component: cytoplasm. Gene Ontology annotation, biological process: proteolysis; peptide catabolic process.